UUCGAAUAUGGAGUGUUUAAUUGUAGAUUAUUUUUUGAAGAAAAGUCGAUUCCAAUUUUCUAGAUACCACGAGUCUAAUACUAGUGUUGUUUUUGCUUGAAAUGUCAAAUGGCUGCUAUUGAUUUUGUUGUGACAAUAUUGACUAGGUGACAGGACGGACCUUUUGUUUUUAGUCCUUUGAUUUUGCAAAAUUAAACAUAUUCUGUCAAAUAUCUCAUAUUCCUGGAAAUUGUUAAACCUGCAGGGCUAUAUUCAUUUGGUUUGGUGGAGAGCCAGAAUUGGUAGCUUCGACCCAUACAUGUACAGAUACAGAUACAAGAGUGAUCUUAAUUUGUUCGUUUGCAGUUCAGAGAUCUCCAGUAGUUCUCCAAGAGCAAGUAGAGGCUGGAGACAUACUGGCGAUAUCCUGGACCAGUUCUGGAGAGGGGAAAUGAAUAGACUCCCAGUCCUCAAUUUUAUGUAAGCCGACAGUAGAUGGGGUGGGCGGUAUUCCGGCUGGCUGUCAGUGUGAUAAGGACAAUCUUCUCUGGAUUGCCGACAUGAGGCUUGGACUCAUCACUGUUGAUAAAAAUGGCACCCUCAAACAGGUUUGUAAGGAAGACAACUCUGGCCGUACCAUGCAGGGCUGUAACGACUGUACAUUUGACUAUGAUGGGAAUCUGUGGAUAACGGCUCCUGCAGGAAAAAUUGCCCCUCAUCCAUAUGAGAGAUCAAUGGAGGAUCCCUUUGGGUCAGUGUACUGCUAUACUAAUGAGAAGGAGAUGGUGAUGGUGGACACAGGACUGAGAUUCCCUAAUGGUAUUGCUGUGCUUCACUCUCCAGAUGGCAGACCCAACACACUGAUUGUCGCAGAGACACCCACCAAAUCUCUGUGGGCUUACGAAAUCCAGGGACCUGGCAAAGUGGGACAAAGGAAACUCUGGGGGAAAUUACCAGGUGAGCUGGAAGGAGGCCCAGAUGGAAUGGACUUUGAUGAGGAUAACAACCUCUUAGUGGCCCACUGGGGGUCGGGGGUCCUGGAAGUGUUUGGACGAGAGGGAGGAAGCCCACACACCCGCAUCAAAUGUCCAUUCUCCAGGACAAGCAAUCUCCACUUUAGGAAAGGAACAAAUGAGGUGUAUGUCACGGAACAUGACUCCCAUGGACUGUGGAUGUUUGAGUGGAAGAGGGCAGGCAAGCUACAGUACUGUGACGUCAUAUCAAUGUGAUUCAGGGCUGGGUAUUAGGUGUAUUGUGUUGACAUAUCACUGUUAGUCAUUUUAGGAAAUUGAUUACAAAUGUUUAAAUUGUUCCCAAUUCUGUUUAUACUUGUGAAAGCAGCAAUAUUCUAAGAGCUUUGGUAGACCACAUGUAACAAUCGGAAUUGUAAAACCUCAUCAGUCUGUACAAUGUUCAAAAUGAAUAUCUUUUUCAAAAAGUGAAUUAUUGAAGGCAUAUGUCUAACCUAAAAUUGCAGCUGUCAGUCAUUGUGCUGAUUCAGCUAAUGUUUUCAUUUGUGAUGAAACUUUCAUUACUGAUCCAAUCGCAUUACAAUGGUAAUUGUCAAAUAUGAUUUUAUAAGAUAUUUUUAAUGUACAGCAGUACAAUUAGACCUCUGGGGUUUUCUUUCUGUCCUAUUUGUUGUUUCAUUUUUGUAAUGGUCAAUAUGAAUUGCUUUCAUGAUGGUUUUUUUUUUCAAGGUACAAUGUGGAAGGCAUUGAUAUGAAAUUAUUUUUAAUACAUGGGUUUGUAUGGUGUUCACAGAUUUCAAACUUACAACAAAUUGGAAAGUUCCGAACUAAACGAUCACCAUGGCAGGUCUCAGCUUUGUAACACAAAAAAACCCCUGUUUUAUGAAAGGUGCUAUACUAUAAUACCAUAUUAUGCAGCUAGUACUGUGAAAUUUGUGAUAAAAGAUAAUUCUUGAAAUCAAACAGAACAUAUAUUUAUCACUGCAGCAAUGGAGGGUGAUAGACACACAUUCUGUCAAUAUGUUGUUUGGCAUGACAAUGUUCAAUUUGUACAUGCACACCAGCACGCACACACACAUACAUAUAUAUAAUGGUGCUCUUUCAAGAAUUUGUUAUUUGUUUUUAUAUUUUGAUUCCUUGAACUUGUGAUAAUAUAUCAUCAAUGGCAUUAGUAUAUAUACAUGUAAAUAACUGUUGAUCAGAUUGAAUUCUUUUUAUUAUGAAAUACUUGUACAUUCCAGUCAGUAUUUUUAUUAUGUGUAUGAACAUGUAUAUUUUGUUAUUUAUCAAAUCAUAAUUCAUGACACACAAAUAAGAAUGUAUGAUUAAAUGAAAUCUUAGCAAUGGAAAA
This is a messenger RNA of Ostrea edulis (European flat oyster), 2301 nucleotides long. Its product is annotated as diisopropyl-fluorophosphatase-like. The transcript has 5 exons. The record is from RefSeq and is a predicted model, not a curated record. NCBI's taxonomy places the organism in Eukaryota, Metazoa, Mollusca, Bivalvia, Ostreida, Ostreidae. Bases 540 to 1208 code for a protein of 222 amino acids.